Molecule: messenger RNA, 1996 nt
Organism: Drosophila persimilis
Lineage: Eukaryota; Metazoa; Arthropoda; Insecta; Diptera; Drosophilidae
Exons: 4
Coding region: 168-1589 (473 amino acids)
Source: RefSeq, a predicted model, not a curated record
UGCGGUGAAAUAAAGAAAAUAAUAAGCAAUAGCCAGAGACCAGACGACGCAAACGACGCAGACGACGCAGAAAGCUGAUUAAAGUAACAUGAGUGAAAAAUAACUCCAGAUAGACACCCACACUCAUCCAGACACACACGAACACGCACAUCCGAAAAGGAAAAACCAUGCGAAAUAUCAGAAAUCUCAAGGAUCCCACCGCCAACUGGUGGGGAAUCCCGAUGCUGCUGUUCGUGUUGCUGUGGCUGGUGGCGCCCGGGCAUACGGAAUUGCCCAAAGUCAUUUGUCGCGAUCAUGACACCACCAUCACCUGUGACUGCAAUAACGAGGAGCAGGCCAUGGUGUUGCCUCAGCUGCAUGGUGCCGUCUUUCAGGUGGAGGUGCGCAACUGCCGAGAUCUUGUGGUGGAGGCCUAUGCUCUGACCAAUACCGAGGGUCUGCGCAAGAUCUCUUUCCGCCAGCUGGGCCAGCUGGUGCUGAAGGAGUACGCCUUGAGUGUGUCGCGCUAUGCCAGUAACAAGGCUUUGAUUGUGGAAUUCGAGGCGGUCAAUCUCAGGGUGAUCGAAUCGCACGCCAUCAACGGGAACAUCGAGGAGAUCUCAUUCGUGGGCGGACGGAUCGAUCAGAUGCGUCCGUUUGGUUUUACCACCACCAAAAACAGUGCCAUAUUGCUAAAGAUGGAUGGUGUCACCAUUCAGCGGAUUGAGGGCCAGGCCUUCAAAAAGUUUGCCGUGGAGCAGCUAACAAUCGCCAAUUGCCAGUUCCUGGGUGACCUGCCCACGCGUUCCUUCUACGAACUGGAGGUGCUCAAUGAGCUGAGCAUGCGCAACAAUCGCUUCCAGGUGGUGCACUCGCACGCCUUCUCCUUUAAGCUUGUGUCCAAGCUUAGCCUCAGCGAGAAUCAUUUUGUGGCUGUGGACGGCGAGUGGCUGGAGGCGCAGAUUCGGGAUGCGGUCACGCUGCGUGGCAACGACUUUGGGGCCACCAGCGAAAUAGCCUUCCGCAGCCUGACCGUUCAUCGGAGCUAUCAGCUCAGUGAGCGACUGGAGUUGCGAUUCAACAACAACACCCUGCGCAGUGCCCGCCCUGGGUCGGACCCCACAACAGGCCAGCAGCAGGAUGUGGCAGCAGCAGCACCCCAGCCACUGCGCUUUGACGAGCGCUUUGCGUUGAGUCUGCGUGAGGUGCGCUACGAGAAUGCCUGGAGCUGUGAUCAGCUGGACACAAGCGUGGAGCCGCCACUCCCACGCUCCGACUUCUUUCGCCUGCACAGUGAGCAGCUGCUGUUCCCGCGCAACAACCCAAAUGGGGGCCAGCAGCGCCAGCAGCAGCAGCAGCAGCAGUUUGUGGCACUCCGUCAGCUCAUCCCCGAGCAGUGCCAAGCGACCAGCUAUGUGGCCUACAUUGUGACGGGUAGUGUGCUGCUGGGGCUGCUGCUGCUCAUCCUCCUGCUGCUGGUUUGGUGGCGUCUGGCCCAAAGGCGCAAGCGACGCAAACUGGAUGUGGUGCAGCCGGAGCCGCGAACCUACAAAGAGACACAGAUUGUAUACCAAAUCGAGAAUGCUGGCCUCCUCAAGACUGAUUUGUAGACAAACACACAGACACACAGACACACACACACAAAUACACUCACAUCAGACAGGAUGCACACAGAUACACAGAAACACAGAGCUGAAUAGAAGCUAGAGAAGCGGUAGAAAGCGCACCACCCUGGAAUCACACACUGAACCACCAAUCCACCAAUAAGUGACCUUUUGUUGUACCAAAACCAUAGCUUAAAACUUAGUCCUUAAAAACCUACACAUAAAUACUACGUACAUAUAUAUAAUAAUAAUUAUUAUAUUCAUAAUCAUUGUCAAUUGUAAGUCGCCCUGUAAAUAGCUACUGUAGAUCGGGGGAAGGGAUGGGACGGGAUGCAGCAUCCAACCACACAAAUACAUACAUAUGUACGAGCAUAUUGAAUAAAUCGAGCAUCAUGUGCUGCGAUUAACGAUGA